AUGAAGAUCACUUCCAAAGUGCCAUCGCUCAAACUAAGAUCAAGGACCAGGGCCCCGGAUUGUUUCGGGCCGUCAUUGCUCGAAAGACCUGGAGAGUUCGCCGACCAGGUGAAGUCAACAAUUUGGAUGUGGUUCAAGAUUCUCCAGGAGCAAGAGUCGGAUGUCGACUCGGCUCAUCGUUCCAAAACACAAGGCGUUUUAGCAAAAUAUACGGAAGUUAAUUAUAGCGAUGAACGGAGUACAAGCGUCUAUAAAAAUAAAAAUAAAAAUAAAAAGGACUUUGAUAAAGAAGUUGCCCUGAUGCCCUUCUCUUCAACGUCAUGUGGGGGCCGACAGUGCAAGCGAGACGUUGAGCAAGCACUAGCGCCAUUGGCAGAGACCAAACAUGACCUCGGGAUUGUGUGGGAUGAUAUGAGCGGGUGGAGAGGCUGGAAGUUUGGCCCGAAACGUCGUAUUUUGGACGGAGUCCCGGGUCUGCGUGGUGAAUUGGCCUGUCGAUCAUCCGAGCAGGGAUUCCGGGCAUCAGGCGAUCUUCACCACACUGGGAGCCGUGAGAUUAUUCCAGAAGACUCUGCUCGACGGGAGCGAUAUGGGUUUCCACAGAGCUGGCAUCACCUUGUUUCAGAACAAACUGGUGUUUCAGGAACACCAAUUCCAGAUAAUUUCCCUCUGUAUUUUCUGCCCAGCAGAAGGUGGCUUUCAAACAAAACAACACGGACAAGCAUACAGGCGGAAACAUGGCCUGGUCCGUCCAAAAGCUGGUCUUUGACGAUGAACGUCCUACUGAUAACGGAUUGGGACCUUGCCCCCGCCUGA
This is a messenger RNA of Coccidioides immitis RS, 816 nucleotides long. RefSeq lists its product as uncharacterized. The transcript is spliced from 5 exons. The record is from RefSeq and is a predicted model, not a curated record. The coding region runs from base 1 to 816 and encodes 271 amino acids. NCBI's taxonomy places the organism in Eukaryota, Fungi, Ascomycota, Eurotiomycetes, Onygenales, Onygenaceae.